CCACUUAUUCUCGAAAACAAACAGUAUUUCGCUAGGUAAAGUUGACGGGCAAAACUCUGGUUCUCUUCCCGCGCUCGCCGACCAAUGUUCCUUCCUCCCUGCUCGCUCUAGCCCUCAACCAGGCACUCUCUCUCAGUUCCUCUCCCCCUCUGCUCUCUCUCUGCAUCUCUCCUAAUUUGUUCUCUCUCUCGUCUUCCUCGCAUCUGCUUAUGCAAGAUGAAGGUAUAUACACAGUUCCGUUCUAAUCCUUCAUUUUCCUUCUCUCAGUGAUUCAAUUUUGAUACAAACACAGGACUCUCUCUCUCUCUUGUGUCUCGAAUUUUGCUGAUUUUUUACCUUGUUCCCUUUGCUGAUAAAUUGCUUGACCCGAUUCCAAGCAAAUAUUUUGCAAUGUUACCUCUCUCUAGGACUGAUUGUUGUUUAGAAAUGAGGGGUAUUUUGAGGAGAAGAAUGAAGCCAGGCCUUUAUUCCAUCUGCUGAUGAAUUGCUUGACCCAAUUCCAAGCAAAUCUUUUGCAGCGUGGCCUCUUCUCUCUCUGGGAUUGAUUCUUGUUUUGUUGCCCCAAGAAGUGUGGGGCACUUUGAGGAGAAGAUUGAGGUCUCGUCAGAACGCUGAUUGGUUUUUUCACGGGGUUAAUAGACGACGAAGCAAACUGCAGGAACUCUGGCUUAGAAUCCUCACGGCUUGAAUGGGGUGCACUGGUACGGGCAGGAGAAGUUAAAAAGUGAAGGCUCUGGUAUUAGAGAGAGACACAAAGAUCACAUGGACCCAAUGGCUUCUUCUGCAGAACAAGAGGUGAUGCUUCUUCCUCGAUCCGCAAGAAAAACUCGAGGCAGAAGGAUGUCCAAGUUACUUGAUGAGGAAAUAGAGGAGGAUGAGCUGUUUUGGAAUCAAGAUGCUUUAAAAGAGGAAGAACUUGAUGCUGAAUAUGAAGAAGAAGCAGAGGUGGCUGAUGAGUUUGAUAGUGAUUUCGAUGAAGAUGAACCCGAGCCUGAUGAUGAGGAGGCCAAAAAUGAUGGUGAUGAAAGGGAGAGGGUUAAGAAAAAGUUGAUAUUUCCUGGAAAGAAAGCAGUAAAGAAAAAAAGCAAAAAGAAGGUUUUAGCGGCUAUCCCAAAGGCUGAAAACUCUUCUGAGACACCAGAACCUAUGCAACUUGAACAUCAGGACAUCCCUGAUGAUUUAGAGGGUGAAAGAGCAGUGAGAAAGUCUACUAGAACUUCAGUCAUUGUUAGACAGGCAGAGAGAGAUGCAAUAAAGGCAGCCUUACAAGCAACCAUGAGGCCAGUGAAAAGAAAAAAGGAGGGAGAGGAGAAGCGAAUGACUCAAGAGGAGAUGCUUCUAGAAGCAGCCCAAACAGAAAUUGUGAAUUUGAGGAAUUUGGAGCGGGUUUUAGCGAGAGAAGAAGAAGUUAAGAAAAGAGCAGUUGUUCAUAAAGCAGUUUAUAAUGGUCCCCAAAUACGAUUUCUAUCAAGAAAUGGUAAAACAUUUUUAGAGUUUAACAACGGUGCAACGUUUGAAUCAGCAAUAGCUACAACACCUGCCUCAUAUGCUGAACCAGCUGUCUGUGCAAUUACGUCAAUGCCAGCUAAGUAUCGUGACCCAAAGACUGGAUUACUUUAUGCAACAAAGGAAGCCUUCAAAAUCAUUCGAGAACGGUUUUAUAAAGAGGUGAGUGAGAGAGAAAAGGAAAGACCAGACAUGGGCUCCUUGUUUGCUCUGAUUUCAGGGGAGGGCUUUUCAAUGAAGCGAAAAAGGUCCUGUAUGGAAAAUCGAAACCAACACCUAGAUUAUAGAAGGCAAUAUAUUUUCUGAACCAUAUGAGCUCGAAUGGUCCUUGAUCUAGAUAAAAAUAUCAAGUAUAUUAAAAAUAGAUCAUUAGUUAUUUCGACGUUCCUGAGUUAGGUAGUGAAUAUGAUUUUGUCGCUGUAAAAUAUCCCAAGUCCUGUUUAUUCCAUGCUUCUUCUGGGUUCCACUCCUUUUUGUUUUUUUCUUGGUUUGUUGCAGUGAUAAUUUAUUGUUGUAAAAUAUUCCAUUAGUCCAGUUGAUUCCAGUAAUACUUUUUGGUUUUCCUUCCUCCUUUGUUUUUAGUUCACUGGAGAGAUGAAAAGGAAGCCAGAAUUAUUUGCAGAUUGAGAUUGGUAUUCAAUUC
Messenger RNA from Amborella trichopoda, 2149 nucleotides. RefSeq names its product DNA binding protein SWC2 (gene SWC2). Gene Ontology annotation, cellular component: nucleus. NCBI's taxonomy places the organism in Eukaryota, Viridiplantae, Streptophyta, Magnoliopsida, Amborellales, Amborellaceae. The record is from RefSeq and is a predicted model, not a curated record.